Molecule: messenger RNA, 4199 nt
Organism: Hyla sarda
Lineage: Eukaryota; Metazoa; Chordata; Amphibia; Anura; Hylidae
Gene: MCPH1
Product: microcephalin 1
Exons: 14
Coding region: 259-2820 (853 amino acids)
Biological process (GO): mitotic cell cycle
Source: RefSeq, a predicted model, not a curated record
ACGGUCGCCAUACUAGCAACUAGCGGAGACUCCAUACACGGGAAGCUAUGUCACUAGGAUCAGUAUGUGGUACACUGUACCGAACACACUGACAUUAUGUGGCGAUCAGAUUUCCCUAUGGGGCCACUUCCCAAAACCUCAGUCCCAUGUGGACAUUACAGCUGCAGAUUGCGGCGCCGGGUGAUGACGUCACGGAGCGGAAGUCAGGUUUGAAGCUGUGGCGGGCGAGGAGGACAGUCUGCUGCAGCUGCGUUACCCAUGGACAUGUCACCAGGCAGCGGUAGGAGCGGCAUCCUCUCAGGAGUCGUAGCCUUUGUAGACGUGUGGUCAUCUAAUGGAACCGAAAAUUACUCCAAAAUGUUCUCACAGCAGCUCCUUAACCUGGGAGCCAAGGUUUCAAAAACAUUUAAUAAGCAAGUAACUCACGUCGUUUUUAAAGAUGGCAGUCAAAGUACAUGGGACAAGGCGGUCAAAAGUAAAGUUAAACUGGUGUCUGUCCUUUGGGUGGAUAAGUGUCGAGAGACAGCUGUACAUGUAGAAGAAUCUGUAUACCAUGCAAUAAACACAAAUGGCUUACCUCAACUUGCUAAGAAAAAAAGAAAAUGUAUGCAGCCGAAGGAUUUUGUUGAGAAAACACCAGAAAACGACAGGCGACUUGCACGAAAGUUUGAUAAAAUGUGUAAAGACCUUGAUGAUCGAAAAGUAUCUAUUGAUAUCCCUCUUUUAUCAUUUGAAGAUGAUGGGACAUUACUGUAUAGCCCAAAAGCAAUUGUUGCAGAUCGAUGCAAUGCCAUGGAAAGGAGGAUUCAGGAGAUGAAGAAUAAACGGGAAAAUUUAUCUCCUACAGCUUCUCAAAUGUCACAGACAUUUGACUUUUCAUCGCUCAAACCAACACUUGGAAAUAGUCCUUCCAUCAUGACAGAUUCGCCACAUGAGAAUGACACUAGCUCACUUAACACUAGUUAUGAUGAACUUUUUGAAAGUGUCUUGAAGGGAGACAGUUUUCUUAGCACUCCAAGCAAUAAUAUCAUCCAAGUAGUUAAGGAAGACCCACAUGAUUCAGUUGCUUCAAAAUCAGCUUUGUCGCAUCUAAAAACUGAGGAAAGUAAAUCUAGUCCUAAAAAAGAAAAGAGGCGAUCACAAACUCAAGUCAAGAGUCGGAAAUCAAAUCGCUUCAAACUUGCUGCUGAUAACAUUGUAAAUGAUAGUGCAUCACUCCUUCCUGUGAAUGAAACCCUGGAUGGGAAUUUUACACCAUUAGCAAAUACAGCGGUUUCUAAACUCAGUAUUGAUGCUGUCAAUGGAGAAACUACAAACUUGGGAGUACAGAUUUCAUAUAAGGACCAAAAGAAUAAAAAAGUAAAAGCUUCAGAUAGCACAACUGACAAUGACAGUGGGAGUGAUGCAUUUUCGGAGACUUCUGAAAAGGACAGAAUCUCAGGCCAGGACUAUUCAGCUAUGGCAAAUAGACUUAUUGCAUUGUGUAAAGAAAAUGAACAGUCCAAGAAAACAGGUCGCCGUAGCUUUAAAUCUGAAGUUCCACUUCCAAAUCUGAAGUUUGCCAAAAAUAAAGCUGUGAAGGAAGAAGCAAGGUCAUCUGUAUCACCAUGCAAUACUGACUCUGACGCUUUUUCUAACUUUGAAGACUAUUUUACUUCCUCAGAUUUAAACAGCAAACAUAGUAAACUGAAUAGGUUUUCACUGACUAUGGCGCCAAGAAGGUCACCCAGUCCCCCGCCACUUAAUUCAACAGACAAACACUCCCGCAAAAGAAGAUCUAUGGGUAUCUCACUGCAGGAAACAUGCAGAGUGAAAAAGAGAAAAACUAUACAUUCACUAACUCCUUCUGUUUCAAGCCCAUUAGAAAGUAUAGGCUCUAAACAAAAUCAUAUAAAUCCCAAAAACUGUGUGGCAUCACCUAGAAAGUCUCCAGGUGUUAGUAAGGCAGAAACAAGUAUCUGUUCAAAGGAAUCUGAAGUAGCUGUGAGUGGCAAUAAGAUACAGAUGAUCUCCAUGAAGGAUGCAGUAUCUCCCGUCUUAUGUGAAAAAACGCAAGAUGUACCUGGUGAUCAAGUGACAUUGCAUCUGCCAAAUGGCAUAGGUCAUGGAAAACAGAUGAAACUAUUUCAGCCAAGCGUUGAAAGUAAAACUUCAGCUUCUGAUGCAAUAGGCGGACUGUCUGAAAUGUUUAAUGAACAAAGAAAUAAAUGCACCAAGGAAUCAAGAAAAACAGAGAGAAGCAGAAAGGUUACAAGAUCACUGGUUAUGACCAGCAUGUCCGCCGAAAAACAGAGCACUAUAAUCCAAGUUGUGAAAAAGUUUGGAGGCUUUAUGUUUUCAGAUGAAGUCUGUGAAACUACCACUCAUGUGAUUGCUGGAAGUGCUCGGCGUACUUUAAAUAUUAUCCUAGGAAUUUCUAGAGGCUGUUGGAUCUUAUCCUAUGAUUGGGUGCUGUGGUCUUUAGAAUGUGGUCACUGGAUUCCAGAAGAACCCUAUGAACUUUCGGAUCAUUUUCCUGGAGCUCCUAUCUGUAGGCUGCAGCGUCAUUUGUCAGCAGGAGAGUACAGCCAGGAUUUACUCUCCAGUUUGCCAGCCAUCUUCAUAUCUCCAGAUAGCCAGCCUCCUUGUGAUAAGCUCUCUGAUGUGGUGCAGCUAUGUGGUGGGAAGGUGUGCAAGACGCUACGCCCAGCUAAGGUUUGCAUUGGGCAGUUUACUGGGAAGAAACCACCAAAUUUGGAGUGUGUCUCAGAGAAAUGGCUGCUAGAUUCCAUAACCCAGCAAAAACUACUCCCUAUUCAGAACUACCUCUUGGAACAAUAAUAAUGCCGCUGCACAAUGUCUGAGGCCCCUCCGGGGAUGAAGAACAGAGCACAACUGUGAAUAAAUGAAUUACUGCUUGGAUAAUUACUAGACGUUCUCUGAAAUGUUUUUAUGCCUAUGGUCUUUUAUUGUCUAACAUGUUGCAGAAUUGGAACAACUUCACAACUGGAUGUGAAUUGUUAGAAUAUUUUCUACUAAUAAAAUACAUACACAGGGGAGAAAGUUCCCAUAUUUUAUAUGAUAAAUCGUUGUUCUGUUAAUCUUUCCAUUGGGAAUGAAGCUAUUUAUCUAAUAAUAAUGUACAGUCAUUGCUUUCAAGAACAGAUCUGAGCGCUGAAUUUUCUGUCUUUAGAAAAUUGCAGAAGUUACAUAAUAUUAAGACAUAGUAACAUUAACAUAUGAAGGGAUUUGAGCUCCAGAGAAUAAUAACAAUGAAUACACAUUACACAAAGAUAUUACUAAAUGGCCAUUAUAAGUGAAGAAAAUCUCUCUGCAUAAACUCAAAAUACUAUCCAUAUAGGGAGCAAUGCUACAGCACUGUGGCGAGGGGCACUGCCAGCACCUAUGAUUAUUGUAAUCAUAGUUCUAAUUCCUAUUCUUGAACCACAACCAAUUAUUUAACCCCUUAAUGACCAGGCCAUAGGGACCUGGCUUGUGUUUUGCAGGACUAUCUGGACUUUGUAAUAACACCUUUUAUUUUGGCAAAAAAAUGUACAGGGGGAAUUAUGGGGGGGAAAAAAAGUUUACAUUCACUUUAAAAAAAUGCAAUCUUUAUUCUGUCGGUCGAUACGACAAUUCUACCCAUGUUUACAUAGCUUUUGUAAUAUUUUACUACUUCUAAGAAAGUCAGUCUCUUUUUUCAAAUAAUAAAUAUGCUUAAAAUUGCCCUUUUCUGACCCAUAUAACUUUUCUUUUAUUUUUUACCUACAGGACUGUAUUAGGGCUAAUUUUUUUGUGCAGUAGUUAUUUUUUUUUUUCAUUCACAACGUUGAUUUAUUGUGGAAAGGGAUUUAUAAUAUUUUAUGAAAAAUGUUUUUUCAGUGGAGGCCUCUGGUUGCGAAAGAAACUGAUCAGCUCCCCACAAAUAUUUUGCGGAGGUGCCAAUCGAUCACCUAGCAGGUGUGUCACCUGUCAUUCUAGCAUGAUCGCUGUUGAUUGCACCACUUAAGGGGUUAAAUGAUCAACAUCAGCCUGAUGAUCCCAGCUCAAUGUGCCCACUUUAUAUAGACUCACUGCAGUGCAUAACAUACAUGUAUAGCAUGGUGUGUCGAAUAUCAGACAGCCAAACACACAUAUAAGUCUGAUGUUGCCAAGAGGUUAAAGGGGUAUUCCAUGGAAAAACUUUUUUUUUCUAAAUCAACAGGCUCCAGAAAGUUAAA